CCAACAAUUUCAUCUCAAUAGAAAAUACGACUGGGGACUGAAAUGCUGUAAUGGCAGACUCAACAACAACACAGCGGGUAGAGGAGCUGGUGGCGCAAGCAAGAACAUGCAUCGAACAACGCCAACUUCAGAAAGCAACACAACUGGCCAAGGAAGCUGCUUCUCUGGCACCUACCAACCAAAACGUUCAAGCCCUUGUACAAUCUUUGUCGACUGAAGAAUCAUCCGGAAGCCAAAUAUUGACUUUGAUCAAAAACUACGUGGAACAGGGUGACCAAACGGAUGGCCAGGAAGCCGUCAAGCUGCUGAAGCAGCAUACUGCUAUACCCUCUGACCAAAUCUCUGAUGUCGCUCACUUCCUAUUCGACCAUGAUGGAAAGCCGACAGAAACCAGGGACGAAUUGACUGGAGCAUUUGUGAUCAACUCCGCAGCAGCACGUAAACAACUCGCCAGCAGGAUCCAGGUCGGAACAGAAGCAACCCGCUUCUUCCGUCUACUGUGGAGACGUGGUGAACACAGUUUCAACAGCAUUCUACCAGUCCUCCUCGAUGCAAACGCAUGGCCAAAUUCAGAAACUCAGACACAGGCGAAGCGUGAUGCUUUUUUGCUUGCGCUUGGAAAACUCUUGGAUCCAGCGUUGGAACAUGGAGAAUGGAGCAUGACUUUGAUCGCCAGAUUGCUCACUAGCAAUGCGCAUGAUAUGGCUGGACUCAUCGAUCGUGAUGCCUUUGAAAUUGUUCUCGCACAGCUUGACAUCCGUCUUGAUACCAAGAUCAGAGCACAGGCGACUUUGGCUGUUGCAAAGCUUCUUGAAGAGACGCGUGAGGAGGGAGAAAACAUAUUUACGGAUUAUGUCACCAACACCGUCUCAAAAGGUCACAACGACGAGUUGAUUGUGGCCUUCUCAGCAGCAGCAUCAGUUUUCCCACUGGUACCGCAGACCGUGGCCAAGUUGUUCCUUACACCCGGAUUCUUGGAAGGUCUGAUACCAGUCUUGGAAAGGAACUCUUCAGGACAAAGAAAAUCACAUCGUCUCGAACAGGCAGCAAUGGAGCUGAUGAGUGCAGCCUGUGUAGAUAAAGCGUGCAGAGAAAGCCUUGCCAAGAUUGCGUACAACUGGCUUGACGAUGUAGCACAUACAAGCUCAGAGGCUGAAGCUGCAAGUAUGGCUGCGUUGGUGCUUGCAAAGAUACCGCCAAAACCAGACUCGGAAGAAUCCUCAGUAACACACGCAGACGAUUUGUCAUCCCUUCUGGUCAAUCUUACGUUGAACGCCAGCAGCCCGGCGGAACAGCAGAGCUCGAUUGAGGGUCUCGCAUACACAUCUCUACAACCGAAGAUCAAAGGCGAGAUUGUGUCCAACACAGCCUUACUCAACAAGCUCAUCGAACGGCUCAAAUCGACAACGACAGCUGAUCCCUGCACUUUCGGCAUCUUGACAAUCUUCUCAAAUUUGGUGUCAUAUCGCCCAGCACAAAGCGAAGAACAGCAAAAGAUGUCGCAGCUGAGAAACUAUGCCGAAUCAAAGAAGCAAGAAGAGAAGGAUCCCUUGGAUGAUGACCAGCAUGUUACAGCCCGCUGUAAGACAGUGCUGGAUGCAAACCUUAUACCCGUCCUCGUGACUGCGGCCAGAAGCCACUACACUGUGACUAUCUUGGGUAUAGCAGUCAAGAUCCUUCACGCACUCGCCCGCGAGCAAAAGCACCGUGGUAAACUAGCACAACAAGGUGCUGUAAAGUUGCUUCUCCAAACCAUUGACCGUCUCCAAACACCUGGAGGACCCGCCUCAGCUUCUGACUCGGCACAAGCAGCUAUCCAGCUCGCCGCACACGCACUCGCUCGCAUCCUGAUAUCUGUGAACCCACAGCACGUCUUCAGCAGAGCCAUGCCCGCCAUCUCAGCCCUACGACCUCUGACUCUCCUCCUCACCCCCGACACCAGCUCAGAAACCCGGGACCUGCUCCCAGUCUUCGAAUCCCUACUCGCACUUACCAAUCUCGCAUCUCUAGAAGACGACGCAGUAAAAGAUGCACUCCUCCGUCAAGCCUGGCAACCGACCGAAGACCUUCUCCUCUCCACCAACAAACUAGUCCAACGCGCUUCCGUCGAACUCGUCUGCAAUCUCAUGGCCUCUCCCGCCGGUGUCGCCAAAUAUGCAGAUGGCAGCCCAGCAGCAAAACACCGUUUACACGUCCUCCUAGCAUUGGCGGACGCAGAAGAUCUAGCAACGAGACGCGCAGCAGGCGGCGCCCUAGCCAUGUUGACCGAAUGGGACGCAGCCGCAAAAGCAGUACUUGAACAUGACCGUGGCGUGAGCAUUUUGCUAGACAUGUGCGGAGAUGAGAGUGAAGAGAUCAAACAUAGAGGUUUGGUUUGUAUUCUCAAUCUCGUCUCUGCGCCUGGAGAAGUGGGCACUAUGGGUCUGCAAAAAGUCGCUCAACAGGACGGAGUUGAAACGAUCAAGAGCUCCCUGCGCGAGUGCAGGAACACAGAUGUCAUGGCCAUUGGAGUGGAAGUGCUGAAAACCAUCAUGGGCAAGAACGAAAACUCGGGUCGGGCAAUCACGCAGGGAUAAGGGUGUGCUUUGGUGAGAGAAUUGACAUGGUUAUUUUUGGCAUGCGCAAUUGAUUGUUCUUGCAUGAGAUUAUCCUUUUUAGCACUUGCAUUAGCGGCGCUGCGGACAAUUUUACCUCUCGAGAUUAAAAACAGUGGUAUCGUUUCCUGUAAGAUCAAACAUCAUUCGUUAAAUUCGUGACAAAUGCUAUGCCCAUCUUCCCUUGACAAAUUUGUUCCUUCGUGUUGUGGCCUGUGGUUGAGGGCUGAGGUCGAGAGGGGUCGGUCUGGCCUUUGGAAGGAUCGGAAAAUGAGGGGGGACAGCCAAGCUGAAAGUGGGACGUAUCGCUAACCUCAGGUUGGCACGAUCUCGUCUGAAGCUUCUUGAACUUCUGUGAUCAGGUCGGCCUCGUCGAUGAAAGCGUAGGUGCUGCGUCUCCGUGGAGCGGGCCUGGG
Molecule: messenger RNA, 3010 nt
Organism: Aureobasidium pullulans EXF-150
Lineage: Eukaryota; Fungi; Ascomycota; Dothideomycetes; Dothideales; Saccotheciaceae
Product: ARM repeat-containing protein
Exons: 3
Coding region: 51-2576 (841 amino acids)
Source: RefSeq, a predicted model, not a curated record